Molecule: messenger RNA, 228 nt
Organism: Caenorhabditis elegans
Lineage: Eukaryota; Metazoa; Nematoda; Chromadorea; Rhabditida; Rhabditidae
Gene: C03D6.9
Product: Aa_trans domain-containing protein
Exons: 1
Coding region: 1-228 (75 amino acids)
Source: RefSeq, marked reviewed
AUGAAAGCUACUGCAGCGCAAAAUAAUUCAACUCAUGCUAGUGUAGCGACCAAAAAUAGCAACUACAGAGGCGCUACAUACAUUUUCGACAAAGCUAUCGGAGGAAUUGUUUAUGCAAGUUUUAUAAUUGCCGGAGCAAUCGUCUUCGUUGGAAGUAAGGUGGAGGGCUUUAUUGGACUCGACGAAAACCGUUCUGACGAUCAGGAAUGGACUGUCAUUAGACAAUAA